AUGCCGUCCAAGGGAAAUUCCUUUACGGAGUAUGGUGAAAAGCCGAGCUCGAGGCGGCCCGGAUUGCUUAAGAAUCAGUUGCGGCUGGUGCGGCGAGUGAUGCCGGAUGGCAAGGCGCGCAAGGAGAUAGCUCCAGUGGAGGAGCAGCUGUCGUUCGAGAAAGGCUUCUUCCUCUUCAUCCGCGCCGUGCAACUGCUCACACAGAACAACGCGGGGGUGAUUCUGGUGGGGCUGGCGGGGCCGUCGGGCGCGGGCAAGACGGCGUUCACGCACAAGGUGGCGGGUUUCAUGCCCUCCAUCGCCGUGCUCUCCAUGGACCACUAUAACGUCGCCUCGCGCGUCAUCGACGGCAACUUCGACGAUCCGCGCAUCACGGACUACGAGCUGCUGCUGGAGAACAUCGAGGGGCUGAGGCGAGGCGAGGCGGUGCAGGUGCCCAUCUACGACUUCAAGUCCAGCCAGCGCGUCGGCUUCAGGGAGCAAGCGGUCCCCAAAUCACGUGUGAUCAUCCUGGAGGGCAUUCACGCGCUGAAUGAGCGCGUGCGGCCGCUGCUGGACCUGCGCGUGGCCAUCACAGGUGGCGUGCACUUCGACCUCGUCAAGCGCGUGCUGCGCGACAUUGACCGGUCGGGGCAGGCGCCUGAAAGCAUCAUUCAACAAAUUUCCGAGACGGUGUACCCGAUGUACAAGGCGUUCAUAGAGCCGGAGCUCAAGACGGCGCACAUCCGCAUGGUGAACAACUUCAACCCCUUCUCCGGCUUCCAGGACGCCACCUACCUCCUCAAGUCGCGAGCAGAGGGCGAGGGGUGGGAGGAGCGGGUGAGGGGGGUGCUGGAAGGAGGGCACACGCGGGAGGAGGUGGAGACGUACGAGAUCUACCUGCUGCCGCCCGGGGAGGACAAGGACACGUGCCAGUCAUACCUGCGCAUGCGCAACCGCGAUGGGCGCUACUCGCUCAUGUUUGAGGUGAUAGGCAAGGACCGCAAGCGCGUGAAGGAGGUGGCGGAGCAGCUGGGCAUGGAGGGGGAGGGGGGGUACAUCUCCCAUCCUUAUAUCGAGGAUAUCAAGCUGCACCACCUCACGCAGGAGAUUCAGAGCAACCAGCCGUCCCCCCUCUCCUCCAACGCGCUCAAGGCUCGUCUGCGCAUAUCAGACGACAUUCUGCCCUUCAGCCCGCCCGUGGGCCCGCGCUUUGCCUCGCCCACCUCCUCCUCCUCCUCUGCUGCUGCUGCCUCCUCCUCCUGGUCGGCUGGCGGCCACAAGCUCGACAAGACCAAGAGCCUAGCGUCCAUGGGACAGGGAGACCCGUCUCCUGACAGCAUGCCAGCCCCCACAGCCGCUUUAGCCAAGGCGGAGAUCAGCACCAUGCGCUCUGCCUGCUCCGCCACUGCCCUGGAGCUGCUCAAGCUGGAUGCUAGAGGGAGCCCUGGGGAAGGGGGGGAGGGCGAGGCUGAGCAGGGGCGGCGGGCGGUGGAAGCAAGCCCUGCAGGGCGUGGUGGUGGUGGGAGGGGAACGUCUCGCACUCGUCAAGGGAGGGGUGCUGACGAGCAGCAGGAGGGGCAGCAGCAGCAGCAGCAGCAGGCGCCAGUGGUGCUGUCGGCAUCGGCGGUGGCGAAAAUGCUGCAGAGCAACAAGGACGUGGAGGGCAAGCUGGCAGGCAUCGCACAGCAGAUGGACUGGCUGCUGCAGCGCUUGGAGCAGGCCGGGCAGGCACGCAGCAGUGGCAGCAGCAAACCACCCGCCUCCAGCCUUGCCAGUCGAGCAGAGGGGCAAGGCGGGCGCACGGCUGAGGGCGGUCCACAAGGACAGCAGGGCUCCAGUGGUGGUAGCGUGGUGCAGAAUGGCAGAGUGUUUGUUCCGCUGGGGCAGGAUGGCGACAAGAGUGUGAGGGAGGGUGGGGGCGGAGGGAGCGGGCUACAGAGGGAUGUGAGUGUGGUGGUGGAGCAACAGCGGCACAUGACUCGCCAGGUGAGGGCUGUUGAGACACUCAUCUCCUGCAGAGGGACGUGA
Molecule: messenger RNA, 2010 nt
Organism: Closterium sp. Naga37s-1
Lineage: Eukaryota; Viridiplantae; Streptophyta; Zygnematophyceae; Desmidiales; Closteriaceae
Source: the annotation of a GenBank genome assembly